AUGUCUACUACAUUGACUUCAUCACUCGAUACACUACCUGUUGAACUUAUUCAUCGAAUUUUUAGUAGUCUUGAUGAACAGACAAUUAUUCUUUCACUUCGUUAUGUAUGCAAACGGCUUUAUACGAUUGCAAAUGUUUACGAUCGUUAUAAACUUAAUUUUGAAUCAAUAUUAAAAUCCAACUUUGAUCGUAUUUGCCGAUUUAUUCAACCAGAAAAUGUCAUUUCACUUACACUUUCUGAUGGACAUAUGACACCAGGACAAAUUCAAUUAUUUUUUUCAUUAUUUCGUAUUGAACAUUUUACACGAGUUUGUUCAUUAACACUUGUUGAUAUUGAAGAACAUUAUUUGAAACAAAUUCUUAAACAUAUUACUACUUGUACACUUAUUUCGUUAUCAAUUAAACAAAAAGAUACUUAUAAUCGUUCAAUAAAAACUAAUCGUCUUCUUUCGACAAUUCUUAAACAACCGAGUCUUCAAAAUCUGACAAUUAAUGUAAUAGAAGAUGGUACUGAUCAAUUAUGUUGGCCAAUACAAUGUACAAUACAACAUCUAACAUUAUUCGAUUGUUAUUCAAAUCAUUUUUCGAUUAUUUUUCAUCAUUUUCCUUGUCUACAAACAUUAUUUAUCGAUUUUUGUAAUUUAAUCGAUUAUGAUGAACCAAUUAUUAAAAUCUCUAAUCUUAUACCAAUGCAACAAUUAAUAUCACUUACUAUGGAAAAUGCUAGUUUAGAUAUGGAUAAAAUUGAAAUAAUUCUUUCGAAUACACCUUCAUUAACACAUCUUCGAUUGAUUGGUGAUGUAGAUCGAAUUGAUUUUGCAUGGGAACAAUUUAUUAAAACAAAAUUAUUAAUGUUAAAUAAAUUUGAAUUUGUUUUUAAUAAGAAAGUUGAUAUUGGUUAUCGUUCGAUCAAUAUUCGACGAUUGAUUGCUUCAUUUCAAACAGCAUUCUGGCUUGAAACCAAACAUUGGUUUGUUACAUGUGAUCUUAUUCGACAUGUACCACGUGAUUUUCGACAUCUAGAUGAUGAAAUACGACUUUAUUCAAUACCUUAUAUCGGUCGUCACUUUGAAUAUCAUCCGAAUUCGAAUAGAAUUACAUUUUCAACUGUGACUGAAAUGAAUAAUGAUAUAUCAAUGAUGGAUCAUGUACAUAGUGUUUAUUUAGAAACAAAAGAAAUAAUGGCUGCAAAUAAGAAAAAAAAGAAUACACCAUCUAUAACACGGCUAUUUCAUCAUGUAUCCGAUCUCGAUAUUCGAAUUGAUAGUACAUGGUCAAUUGAUUAUCUUCAUCUGAUCUCGACACUAAUCGAUUUGUCACAACUCAAAAAUCUCAAAUUGGUUGAUAAAUUUCAUCAAGAUUCUUCUCAAGUCAUUGCAACAAAUUUUUUAAACAUAUUAGAGCAAGCAUGCAAUGUUUGUUCACUCAUUAUUAUUAUUCCUUGGCUUGCUAGGACUAAUUCCAAGACCAUAGAUCAGUUAUGUUCUAUGAUUCCUAGUCAUAUUAAACAUCUGGAAAUUGAUGUUAGAUCAAUGAACGAUAUGAAAACUGUACUCGAACGACUUGAUCAUUUGUCAAGUGUUACAUUUCGAUUUUUUAAUGGUAAAUCUAAUUGGCAGGAAACAAUCAUCAAAUGGCUUUCGGAUCGAAGAGAUUUAACAUAUUGCAAACAAUCCUAUGAACUACACAUAUGGCUUGGCAUGAAAAAGACGAAUGUAUCACAGCAACAUAGAACUAGUCGUAAACGUAUUAAAUUAACUGAUCGUUAUACUGAUUCAUGA
Molecule: messenger RNA, 1782 nt
Organism: Rotaria sp. Silwood1
Lineage: Eukaryota; Metazoa; Rotifera; Eurotatoria; Philodinida; Philodinidae
Source: the annotation of a GenBank genome assembly